This is a messenger RNA of Chiroxiphia lanceolata (lance-tailed manakin), 2133 nucleotides long. RefSeq names its product leupaxin (gene LPXN). The record is from RefSeq and is a predicted model, not a curated record. The coding region runs from base 1 to 1290 and encodes 429 amino acids. Gene Ontology annotation, biological process: muscle structure development; actin cytoskeleton organization. Gene Ontology annotation, molecular function: muscle alpha-actinin binding; actin binding. The transcript has 10 exons. Lineage: Eukaryota; Metazoa; Chordata; Aves; Passeriformes; Pipridae. Gene Ontology annotation, cellular component: stress fiber; adherens junction; filamentous actin.
AUGUCCCGCGGGGCUUUCCCCGAGGUGCUGCCGGGCUGGAUGGCCCUGCUGCGAGCAGGGAACAAAAGCGCCGUCACCGACGUGAGCCCACAAAGGGAAACCCUGAGCGACACAACCCGGCGCAGGGGCGGAGGCGGCACCGGAACCGAGCGCCUGCACGGCCUCGAGUGCCAGCUCACCUCCCCGAGGGUGCUGCCCCGGCCCCCGGGCCCCUAUGCUUUGCUGGCAGAACUGGAGCAGAGCUCCCUCCAGGCCUCCAAGGACCCUGCGUGGCAGGGACCAAGCUCCUGCCAGGAUCCACCCGCCCCCCGUGGCUCUGAGCCUCCUGCCUUGGCACCCCCAAAGGCUCAGUCUCUGGGAAAGGAUUUGGAGACAGUGUACAGCAGCCCCACCCCGGUCCCACAGCCCCCACCCACGGCGGCCGCCCAGCAGCUGGAUGAGCUCCUGGCUGACCUGGGCCACAUGCAGAGCAAGCUGUCCAGGCAGGGAGCCGGGGUGCCCGCAGAGCCCUCCCUGGACAACAUGCUGGGCAGCCUGACCCGGGACCUGCAGGAGCUGGGCAUCACGGCCGCCCCCGCGGGGGUCUGCGCCGGCUGCCGCAAGCCCAUCGCCGGCAAGGUGCUCACAGCCCUGGGCAAAACCUGGCACCCCGAGCACUUCACCUGUGCCCGCUGCGGGCAGGGGCUGGACAGCCAGCCCUUCUUCGAGCAGGGCGGGCGGGCGUUCUGCGAGGAGGACUAUCACCAGGCCUUCUCCCCCCGCUGCGCCUACUGUGCCGGCACCAUCCGUGAGAAAGUCCUCACGGCCUUGGACCAGACCUGGCACCCCGAGCAUUUCUUCUGUGCCCACUGCGGGAAGGUCUUCGGGGACGAGGGGUUCCUGGAGCGGAACGGGAAGCCCUACUGCCACCAGGACUUCCUGGCCAUGUUCGCCCCCAAAUGCCAGGGCUGCGAGCGGCCGGUCACGGACAAUUACCUGUCGGCCCUGCAGGGCGUGUGGCACCCCGAGUGCUUCGUGUGCACGGAAUGCCUGAGCAGCUUCUCCGGCGGCUCCUUCUUCGAGCUGGAGGGUCGGCCCUACUGCGAGCUGCACUUCCACCGGCGGCAGGGCACCAUCUGCCAGGGCUGCGGCCGCCCCGUCACCGGGCGCUGCAUCACGGCCGCGGGGCGCAAGUACCACCCCGAGCACUUCGUCUGCACCUACUGCCUGGGCCGGCUGCAGAAAGGCACCUUCCGCGAGUGGGGAGACAAGAUGUACUGCCAGGCCUGCCACGACAAGCUCUUCCUCUGACCCCCAGUCUGGGUGCCCCCAAACUCCUCCUCUGACCCCCAGUCUGGGUGCCCCCAAACUCCUCCUCUGACCCCCAGCCUGCACAUCCCCAAACAAACUCCUCUGACCCCCAGCCUGGAUGUCCCCAAACUCCUCCUCUGACCCCCAGCCUCGGUGUCCCCAAGUUCCUCCUCUGAUCCCCAGCCUGGGUGUCUCCAAACUCCUCCUCUUGACCCCCAACCUGCAUGUCCCCAAACAAAAUCCUCCUCUGACUCCCAGUCCAGGUGUCCCCAGACUCCCCCUCUGACCCCCAGCCUGCGUGUCCCCAAACAAGCUCUUCCUCUGACUCCCAGUCUGGGUGCCCCCCAACUCUUCCUCUGACCCCCAGCCUGGUGUCUCCAAACUCCUCCUCUGACCCCCAGCCUGGGUGCCCCUUUAACAAACUCCUCUGACCCCCAGCCAGCAUGUCCCCAAAUAAGCUCUUCCUCUGUCCCCCAGCCUGGGUGUCUCCAAACUCCUCCUCUGACCCCCAGCCUGGUGUCUCCAAACUCCUCCUCUGACCCCCAGCCUGACUGCCCCCAAAUAAGCUCUUCCUCUGACCCCCAGCCUGGUGUCCCCAAACAAAAUCCUCCUCUGACCCCCAGCCUGCACGUCCCCAGCAUGGUCCCCAGCUAUCAACAACCCUGCCAUUGUCCCUGCUGAGCCCAACAUGCCUCCUAUUGUCCCACCCAUCCAUCUGUCCCCAGCCUUGCUGGUGCCAGGCAUUCCAGGCGCCAUUCCUUGCCCACAUUCCCGCAAGACAUUCCCGGCAUUGUUCCCUGCCAAGCCACACAUCCUGGGCAUUGCCCCCUGGACCCGAAGCAA